AUGCCAAAAUCCGAUGGUGAAUACAAUCCCUAUGCAUACCAUAGACCUCAUUCACUACAAUGGCGGGGCUCAGUCAUCCCGCGGGUCCUCCCUUCAGCCGUUCUCUGUCUUCUCGUCGCAGUUGCAGUCACUUGCAUUCACAAACUUACCAGUAUUAAACUGAGCAUACCCCAAUCGCUUAUCCCUAUCCUUGGUUUUGUCGUUGCUUUGCUAUUAACUUAUCGCACAAACACAGCAUACGAUAGGCAAGUUUUGGUUUUUUUGUACUGGGAAGGUCGUCGCCUUUGGUCAAAUCUGACAAUUGCAGUGCGUAACCUAGCCCGAUCAGUAUGGAUAAGCAUCAAAGAGAAUGGCAAUACGGAUGAAGAAAGAAAUGCCAUAGUCGUUGAAAAGAAAACUGUAAUAAAUCUCCUCAUUGGUUUUGCCCUUGCAACCAAACACUACCUCAGGGAAGAGAAUCCUGUCGAUUCGAAAGACGUUGCAGAUGUCAUCUCGAAUAUCGAAACUCGAUUACCUGGAUUCGAGCCGCUUGAUGAGCAAGACAAGGCCUCGGUCCAUUUGCAUGAAGGCGCUAAAUCCAAUUCUUGGAAAAAAAUGUUAGGGAAAGACCGCAAGCCACAUGAGAGAAGGAAGGGUGAUGCAGCACCAGUCAACCAUAACCUGCCGCUCGAAAUUCUGCUUUAUCUCGCUAGCUAUUUCGAUGAAAAGUUCAAAGAAGAGCGUAUCAGCGUUCCUACUGCCAACGCGUUGGGUGCAGGCCUUGCACAACUGACCGAGUGUUUGACACACUUUGAGAGAAUUCUACGAUCGCCUAUUCCUGUCGCGUAUGCUAUCCAUUUAUCACAGACAGUGUGGAUCUACUGUCUCAGUCUACCGUUCCAAUUUGUAAGCCUGUUGGGUUGGGCCAAUAUUCCUCUGGUAUUUCUUGCUUCGUUUGUCUUGUUUGGUAUCGAACAUAUUGGUGGAGAGAUUGAGAAUCCGUUUGGUUACGAUGAGAAUGACUUGAAUUUAGAUGACUUUUGCGCCCUAAUCAGACGUGAACUAAAUAUAAUAACAUCCAACAAACCGCCUGUCCCCAGUGAAUGGAUAUUCACAAAAAAGAAUCAUCCAUUCGGUGCUGAUAAAGUGAAUGCUGAAGAAGCACGUAGAUUGUCGAAGGAGGAAGUUCGCUCACUCUUGGGCCCAGAUGAAAAGAAAGAGAGCGAAAUCAAAAAGAAUUCGAUUGAGAUCAAAAUAGAAGAAGUUGAUAAAAAACAUUAG
This is a messenger RNA of Paraglomus brasilianum, 1260 nucleotides long. The record is from the annotation of a GenBank genome assembly. NCBI's taxonomy places the organism in Eukaryota, Fungi, Glomeromycota, Glomeromycetes, Paraglomerales, Paraglomeraceae.